Molecule: messenger RNA, 887 nt
Organism: Stylophora pistillata
Lineage: Eukaryota; Metazoa; Cnidaria; Anthozoa; Scleractinia; Pocilloporidae
Source: RefSeq, a predicted model, not a curated record
ACAAGAACACGAUUCCAAAUGUACAUACAAAGAUUUUUGAUUUGCCACUGAGACAGAUGCGUUUAAAAAAUUCAAGAAAAGACAUCUGCUUUCGGGAAUCGCUUUAGUUAAUAAUACUCUGACUUGCCAGCGGCAAAUCAACAAACAUGAACGCAGGGAAAGUAGAAAGACGCCAUAAAAUCAGAAAUAGAGAGGCAGACUUGGCGCAAGACCGGCAAGGAAAAAUAACGAAACAGGAACUGCCAGUUUUGUUUUUACCUCCUGUUGUUGGCGAUCGAUCCUCGCACGUCAAGUGCGAGAACAACACUUCGCUUAUGAUUACAAUGAAGAAGUUGAACAAGCGGCAGCAAAACUGUAAACACGUUCACCAAAAGCUUUCCACGACAGCUUUACAACUUCAGGUUAAAGAAGGAUUGUUCUACAACUGCAAACAGGACAAAAAGCGAUCGAGUUGUAACAAUAAAAUGACCUUUACGACGAAAAAUACUUUUAAAAGGCCGUUUAUUUUGCCAUCAUUACCAACAGUAGCGUUCCAAGGGCAAAUUCGUAAGAAAGCAAUGGCAUCUCAAAGGAACCCAACGAAGCCCACAGGCUACAAAAUGUUUCCCAAAUAUCUGCCGCGGAUCAACACAAAGAAGACGCCAUUACAAAGCAACGAUACAACAGCUAACGGCCUCAUAAACGUGUCUAACACGAAAACGAUCGACAAAAGUUUUUCCCCUUUAGCGAGGAAGGCUAUGAAACCUUUGCGAGCUGCAAUAUCUUCUUCGGCAACUUUGCGAGGCCUGAUUUCUCUGGAUUUAGAGGAGCAAUUCGUUUUCCGAUUUCGUCUUUCAAAUUACGACGCUAAAGACAUCAAUAUAACUUCUCUAAAUAAGCCCGAAUGA